UUAUUAUUCUUUUUAAUUCAGGGGACGCUUCGUGUGCUGCUAGUUUUACUGCAUGAUUUCCCCGAAUUCCUUUGUGAUUAUCAUUAUGGAUUCUGUGAUGUUAUCGCUCCGAACUGCAUCCAAAUGCGGAACCUGAUUUUAAGUGCUUUUCCUAGAAAUAUGAGACUGCCAGAUCCUUUCACUCCAAAUCUUAAAGUGGAUCUGCUGCCUGAAAUUACUCAAGCUCCAAGGAUAUUGGCGAAUUUCAAUAAUUUAAUACAACCUCCGUCUUUUAAAAAGGAUUUGGACUCUUACAUAAAAACUAGAGCACCAGUAACAUUCUUAUCUGAACUCAGAAGUAGUUUACAGGUUUCUAAUGAGCCUGGAAUGCGGUACAAUAUUCCUCUUAUAAAUGCUUUGGUUUUGUAUGUGGGAACCCAGGCCAUUAAUUAUAUUCAAAGUAAAGGUUCUACUCCAAACAUGAGCACCAUUACUCAUUCUUCUCAUAUGGACAUAUUUCAAAACCUUGCAGUCGAUUCAGAUACAGAAGGACGUUAUCUAUUUUUAAAUGCCAUUGCCAAUCAGCUAAGGUAUCCAAACAGUCAUACUCACUACUUUAGCUGUACCUUGCUAUACUUGUUUGCAGAGGCUAACACUGAAGCUAUUCAAGAGCAAAUAACAAGGGUAUUACUAGAGAGGCUUAUUGUCAAUCGUCCUCAUCCAUGGGGCUUGCUUAUAACUUUCAUUGAAUUGAUCAAAAAUCAGAAUUUCAAAUUUUGGAAUCAUGAAUUUGUACGGUGUGCCCCUGAAAUUGAAAAGCUUUUCGAAUCAGUUGCGAGGUCUUGCAUGCAUCCAAAGCCUUCAUCUGAACAGACGAGCUCAUGAAAACUGUGUAUAUAUCAAUGAAAAACUGUGAUUAAUGCCUCACUCAGACUAAAUGCAGCAGGGAUUGCUGCACUUGCCACAGUUCUUUCUCAUUCAUGAAAUUGUGUGUUCAACCUAUCUGCCAAAUAACAAACUUUGUGAUAGAAUGGUGUCGCAUUUUAAAUGGCAUGGCAGCUGGGAACAAUGUACAUUAAUCUUAUAGAUUUUGUUUUAUCUAUGUGUUUUUGUAGUUGAUAUAUGUUUUUUCUUUUUGAAAAAUGAUUUUUGCAAUAAAUAAAUUCUGAAAAUUU
This is a messenger RNA of Stegodyphus dumicola, 1154 nucleotides long. RefSeq names its product CCR4-NOT transcription complex subunit 1 (gene Not1). Gene Ontology annotation, cellular component: P-body; CCR4-NOT core complex. The record is from RefSeq and is a predicted model, not a curated record. Gene Ontology annotation, molecular function: molecular adaptor activity. Gene Ontology annotation, biological process: nuclear-transcribed mRNA catabolic process, deadenylation-dependent decay; negative regulation of translation. NCBI's taxonomy places the organism in Eukaryota, Metazoa, Arthropoda, Arachnida, Araneae, Eresidae.